Molecule: messenger RNA, 1143 nt
Organism: Exophiala spinifera
Lineage: Eukaryota; Fungi; Ascomycota; Eurotiomycetes; Chaetothyriales; Herpotrichiellaceae
Product: branched-chain amino acid aminotransferase
Exons: 2
Coding region: 1-1143 (380 amino acids)
Biological process (GO): branched-chain amino acid metabolic process
Molecular function (GO): branched-chain-amino-acid:2-oxoglutarate transaminase activity
Source: RefSeq, a predicted model, not a curated record
AUGGCACCCUUUCCUCCACCUCCCGUCAGCACGAUCGACUGGAGCAACGUUGGCUUCAAGGUUCGCGAGGUCAACGGCCACAUCGAAUCGACCUUCCGCUAUUCGUCCGGGUCGAAUCCGACAUGGAGCAAACCGCGCUGGGUAACGUCUCCCCAUCUGUCCAUCCACGGCAUGGCCCCCGGCCUGAACUACGGCGUGCAAUGCUACGAAGGGAUGAAGGCCUUCCGCCGACCCGACGGGAGCAUUUCCAUCUUUCGACCCGACCAGAACGCCAAGCGCAUGCAGCGAUCCGCCGAGUACAUCUCCGUGCCUCCCGUGCCCGAGGACUUGUUCGUGGAGAGCGUCAACCUCGCCGUGGCCAUGAACGCCGAGUAUGUCCCGCCGCACGAGACCGGCGCCGCCAUGUACAUCCGGCCGCUGCUCUUCGGCUCCAGCGCGCAGCUCGGACUGAGCCCGCCGGACGAGUACACGUUUGUGGUCUUCGUCAUGCCGACCGGUGUCUACCACGGCGUGCACGCCGUGGAUGCUCUGAUCUUGGAGGACUUUGACCGUGCUGCUCCCGAGGGUACCGGCAGCGCCAAGGUUGGUGGAAACUAUGCGCCCGUGCUGCGGCACAGCGAAAAGGCCCGCAACGCUGGCUACGGCAUCACCCUGCACCUUGACAGCAAGACCAGAACCGAGAUUGACGAGUUCUCGACUUCGGGCUUCCUCGGCGUGCGCAAGGACGGAGACAAGGUCACCGUUGUCGUCCCGGACAGCAAGAAUGUCAUCAAAUCCGUGACAUCGGAAUCUGCGUGCCAGAUCGCCAAGGAUGUCUUCGGAUACAACGUCGAGAGGCGGCGCAUUGCAUACGAAGAGCUGCCGGAGUUCAAGGAGGUGAUGGCCGCUGGGACCGCAGCAUCGCUCGUCCCCAUCAAAAGCAUCACCAUGAAGUCUCGCGGGGACACUUUUGAAUACCCCGUGAAUGAUAAGCUCGAGCCCGGGCCGGUGUGCACAGAGCUCCUGACGACCCUGAAAGGCAUUCAGCAGGGCAAGGUGAAGGACCAGUUUGGCUGGAACUUUACCGUCACCGAGCCCACCCAGGAGUUUUCCAAGCAAGCCGCCAAUGGGGGUGUAAACGGCGGCGUCGAUCAGUUACCGUAA